Messenger RNA from Tauraco erythrolophus (red-crested turaco), 1440 nucleotides. NCBI's taxonomy places the organism in Eukaryota, Metazoa, Chordata, Aves, Musophagiformes, Musophagidae. The record is from RefSeq and is a predicted model, not a curated record.
AUGACCGUCUCCUACACACUGAAAGUCGCCAACUCCCGUUUCGGGGGUUUCCCCAAGCUGCUUUUCCGCUGGAAAGGCAGCAUCUACAAGCUGCUGUACAAGGAGUUCAUUGUCUUCGUGGUGCUGUAUGAUGUGCUCAGCCUCAUCUAUUGGCAACUGCUGACCGAGGAGCGGAAGCAGCUCUAUACCAAAGUGGCUCAAUACUGCAACCGCUCCACAUUCAUGUCAUUUGUCCUAGGUUUUUAUGUCACCCUGAUCGUGAACCGGUGGUGGGCCCAGUACACCAGCAUCUCCCUGCCCGACCAGCUCACGUGCGUCAUCUCCAGCAAUGUCCAUGGCAAGGAUGAGAAGGGCCGGAUCCUGCGGCGCACCCUCAUCCGCUAUGCCAGCCUGUCAGCAGUCUUCAUCCUGUGCUCCGUCAGCACCAGGGUGCUCAAGCACUUCCCCACCAUGGACCAUGUGGUGGAAGCAGGCUUCAUGACACAGGAUGAGCGCAAGAAGUUCGAGAGCCUCCACUCCGACUUCAACAAGUACUGGAUUCCCUGUGUGUGGUUCACCAACCUGGUGGCCCAGGCCAGGCGGGAUGGCUGCAUCCAUGACGAUGUGGCCCUUCGCCUACUCAUGGAUAAGCUGAAUCUCUACCGGGCCAAGUGCAGCAUGUUGUUUCAUUACAACUGGAUCAGCAUCCCGCCAGUGUACAUGCAGGUGGUCACCAUGGCUGUCUACUCCUUCUUUGCAUUCUGCCUCAUUGGUUGGCAGUUCCUGGAGCCACUGGAGCCAGAGCAGGAGGGGGACCUGGACAUGUAUGUCCCUCUCUCCAUCCUCCUCCAGUUCUUCUUCUACGCUGGCUGGCUGAAGGUUGCAGAACAGAUCAUUAACCCCUUUGGAGAAGAUGACAAUGACUUUGAGACCAACACGCUGAUAGACAGGAACCUGCAGGUGUCCCUGCUCUCCAUGGAUGACAUGUACCAGAACCCGCUGCCCGCCGUGAAGGACAAAUACUGGAAUGAGUCCAUGGCUCAGCCCCCCUACACCACGGCCACAGCCCUGAGUGAGACCCUGAAGCCCUUGUUCCUUGGCUCCACCUUCAACAUGCGCAUGGGCGAGGACGCGGGGCAGAGCCAGCUAGUGGAUGCCUCACUGAGCACGCCGUGCAUCCAGACACCUCUGCUCAGCAGCUUCUUCCCUGUUGCCUCCCCCGCCAUCAGCAUGAAAAACUUCAGCCGGGGCAGCCGAGGUCACCCCCAGCCGUGGCAUCUCCAGGCAAACAGCGGCUUCCCCUCCCCUUACUCCAACUGCUCUGAGGACCCCGAGUUGGUGGCCUGCAUUGAGGAGGAGAUGGAGCAUGAGGAGAGCCGGGCCAGAGGUACCACUGAUCGGGUGAAGGCACCAUCCAGUGAGAGCAUUGGGGCUGAUCAGCCGGAGGCCGGGGAGCCCUGA